Molecule: messenger RNA, 2416 nt
Organism: Theobroma cacao (cacao)
Lineage: Eukaryota; Viridiplantae; Streptophyta; Magnoliopsida; Malvales; Malvaceae
Product: putative inactive purple acid phosphatase 2
Molecular function (GO): metal ion binding; acid phosphatase activity
Source: RefSeq, a predicted model, not a curated record
CCCCAAAACAAUACUGUAUGCUUUAUCUUUAACACUAUUCAAAGCCCAUGCUUUCAGCCGGUCUCUUUUCUUCCAGCAAUCCUCAUCGUUUCUCAUCCACUGUCCGCCAUGGUCCUGCUCUUGUUCUUCCUCCUCUCGCUUCUCUCCCAAACCCAAUCCAAACCCAUCCUCACUGUCUCCCCCAAAACCCUGUCCAAAUCCGGCGACCAUGUUCUCAUACAAUGGUCUGGCAUCGACUCGCCUUCCAAACUCGACUGGCUCGGCCUCUACUCGCCCCCCGAUUCAUCGCACGACAAUUUUAUCGGUUACAAGUUCCUUUCCUCUUCCCCCACUUGGGAAUCUGGGUCGGGCUCCAUUUCUCUACCCCUCACCUCCCUCCGCUCCAACUACUCCUUCCGAAUCUUCCGAUGGUCCGAAUCCGAGGUCAACCCGGACCGUCACGAUCAGGAUCAUAAUCCCCUCCCGGGCACGGAUCAUCUGUUGGCCGAAUCGGAAAGGGUGGGGUUCGAGUCGGGUCGAGGGCCGGAGCAGAUCCACUUGGCGUGGACGGGUCGGGAAGGGGAGAUGCGGGUGAUGUUCGUUGCGGAGGAUUCGGAGGAGAGGCACGUGAGGUAUGGGGAGAAGGAAGGAGAGUGGGAAGGUGACGUGGCGGUGGCACGUGCGGGAAGGUAUGAGAGGGAAGACAUGUGUCAUGCACCAGCCAAUGAGAGCGUUGGGUGGAGGGAUCCUGGUUGGAUAUUUGAUGCUGUCAUGUCGGGUUUAAAGGGUGGAAUCAAAUAUUAUUAUCAGGUUGGAAGCGACUCCAAAGGUUGGAGCACAACCCGCAGUUUUGUGUCAUGGGAUGCGAGUUCAAAGGAAACACUAGCCUUCCUAUUUGGAGACAUGGGAACUGCUACACCAUACUUAACCUUUAGUCGUACACAAGAUGAAAGCAUAUCAACCAUGAAGUGGAUCCUACGUGACCUUGAAGCUCUUGGUGACAAGCCUGCUCUUGUUUCCCAUAUUGGGGAUAUCAGCUAUGCAAGAGGCUACUCUUGGUUGUGGGAUGAAUUUUUCAACCUAAUUGAGCCUGUUGCCUCCAAGGUCCCAUAUCAUGUGUGUAUUGGUAAUCAUGAAUAUGAUUGGCCUUCACAGCCUUGGAGACCUGAGUGGUCCAAUUCAAUUUAUGGAACAGAUGGGGGUGGUGAAUGUGGGGUGCCUUAUAGCCUUAGAUUUAAUAUGCCUGGCAACUCUUCAGAACCAACUGGAACCCGUGCUCCAGCUACCCAAAACCUUUACUACUCUUUUGAUAUGGGGACAGUUCAUUUUGUGUACAUGUCAACUGAAACCAAUUUCCUCCCUGGAAGCAGCCAAUAUAAUUUUCUGAAGCAUGAUCUAGAGUCAGUUGAUCGGACAAAGACCCCUUUUGUUGUAGUUCAAGGGCAUAGACCAAUGUACACUACAAGCUAUGAAAGUAGAGAUGCCCCAUUGAGGCAGAGAAUGCUUGAGCACUUGGAACCUUUGUUUGUGAAAAACAAUGUGACCCUUGCUUUAUGGGGCCAUGUUCACCGAUACGAGAGGUUUUGUCCACUGAAGAACUUCACAUGUGGAAGCAUGGGGUUAAAAGGAGAGAGCUGGGAGGCAUUACCGGUCCAUGUUGUGAUUGGGAUGGCAGGACAAGACUGGCAACCAACAUGGGAACCUAGACCAGACCAUCCACAUGACCCAGUCUACCCACAACCCAAGAGGUCUUUGUACCGCACGGGUGAGUUUGGGUACACUAGAUUAGUUGCUACAAAAGAGAAGCUUAUACUUUCUUUCGUAGGAAACCAUGAUGGGGAGGUGCAUGACAUGGUUGAGAUUUUAGCAUCUGGACAAGUUCUUAAUGGUGGUGAUGGUGACAGUGGUAGAGUUGGUGCUGUCCUUAAGGAUGAGGCGAUGGAGUACUCAUUUUCACACUAUGUCUGGGGUGGUAGUGUCUUGGUGCUUGGGGGUUUUGUGGGCUAUGUUUUUGGUUUUGUUUCACAUGCUAGGAAACGAGCUGCCUCAGGAAGGAGCUGGACUUUCGUGAAAAGUGAGGAGACAUGAAGAGAUUUUGCUAAACGUCAUUCAGUGGCUGGAGAUGUGGUGAUGUGAGCUUCUAGAUUUCAAACCUAUUUGCAGUGACACAUAGUUAUGUGGUUCACAAUGAUGCUCUCGUGCUAUUCUGACAAGGAUAAGAAGCUGGGAUACACCGUGCGGUGCCUUAAAGUACUUCACAUCUUUAAACCUUUGUAAUCAUACAAAAUUUCUCUCAUGGUUCUGAAGUAAAGCACUCCAUGACAUGCUUCACUUUAUUGUAACAUGUAUUAUUUUUUCAGCGUCGUGUCGAAUUAAGGACAAAUAUUUAUGUGUAUACUGAAUCUCAUAUCAGGUAGAAAUUAUACAUUUUCCUCAA